AUGGAUCAACGACAAAUAUACCCGAAUAUAACAGAUUUGUUAUACCAACAGAAUAUAACACGUUUGUCGUCAUUAAGUGACGGCGAUGUUAAAUAUAACACCGCUUAUGCCGACAAUGAUAAUGCCGACAGAUCUUCGUCACCUUCGAUCGAAGAUGCCGACAGCGAGUCCGCGUUCGGUGUCGAUUUGUCAGGAAAAGGUACCAAUUUGGCGGGUAAAUCGUUCACUAUUGCCGCCAUUUUGGGCUUGAGUAAUGCGGAAGAGGAUGCGAUGAAUCUCAGCGUUCAAGAACGUAUACACCAGAAUCAAAGGCAAUUGCAGAAUUAUUUAUAUUCUGAUGACAUGCACAGGUUGAAUGACGGAUUCUGUAGAAGUAUUGGAGUCCCGCAUGGGUUGCCACAAGACAGUCCGCGUCCUGAGCUGCGGCACCAAGUACCGCAGAUGAAGAGCUCCAGACCUCAUGCCAUCACCUGUUCCACUGGGAACGGUAGAAGUAAGAGGAUAAGGACGAUCUUCACUCCGGAGCAGCUGGAGAGAUUAGAAGCGGAGUUCGAACGGCAGCAGUACAUGGUGGGGCCCGAGAGGUUGUACCUCGCGCACGCAUUGCAACUCACUGAAGCACAGGUGAAAGUGUGGUUCCAGAACAGACGUAUAAAAUGGCGGAAGCAUCAUCUAGAAGUGACGCAGCAGCGGCUGGCGGUGCUGCAGCGACACAGGCCGGAUGAACGCGACGACUGA
Messenger RNA from Papilio polytes (common Mormon), 738 nucleotides. Its product is annotated as homeobox expressed in ES cells 1. Gene Ontology annotation, biological process: central nervous system development; neuron differentiation; regulation of DNA-templated transcription. Gene Ontology annotation, molecular function: DNA-binding transcription factor activity, RNA polymerase II-specific; DNA binding. Bases 1 to 738 code for a protein of 245 amino acids. The transcript is spliced from 4 exons. NCBI's taxonomy places the organism in Eukaryota, Metazoa, Arthropoda, Insecta, Lepidoptera, Papilionidae. The record is from RefSeq and is a predicted model, not a curated record.